This is a messenger RNA of Exophiala spinifera, 1347 nucleotides long. RefSeq lists its product as uncharacterized. Lineage: Eukaryota; Fungi; Ascomycota; Eurotiomycetes; Chaetothyriales; Herpotrichiellaceae. Bases 1 to 1347 code for a protein of 448 amino acids. Gene Ontology annotation, molecular function: polyubiquitin modification-dependent protein binding. The record is from RefSeq and is a predicted model, not a curated record. Gene Ontology annotation, biological process: ubiquitin-dependent protein catabolic process. The transcript has a single exon. Gene Ontology annotation, cellular component: cytosol.
AUGGCCGACUCAGCCGGAGCUGAGGAUGCGACAGUCACCUUUCAUGUCAAGUCCGCAGGCGGCCAGAAAUACACCCUCACCGUUCCCCUCUCCAUGACCACCAUCGAACUCAAGACUAAGCUUGCCGGCGAAGAAUAUGCAAAUGUGCCUGCUUCCGCACAGCGAUUGAUCUACAGUGGCAAGGUAUUGAAAGAUGACGACACGCUGUCACAGCACAAUGUAAAAGAAGGGAAUACCAUGCAUCUUGUCAAGAGUGCCGCCAGCAAUCAACGACAAAACCCCGCUGCCCAAUCUUCCGGUUCAACGACUUCCUCUGGAACGCCUGCCGCGGCUGGUGUUCCACAGAACCUGGCAUCGGGUACUGGAAACGAUCCUCUAGCUGGCCUCACAGGAGCGAGAUAUGCUGGGUUCGCUCAGUUGCCCAAUCCCAGCAUGUUCGCAAACCCUCAGAGUCCGGAAGAUUUCAUCCGUCAACUCGAAGAUCCCAAUUUUCAGCAAAUGAUGAGAGAAGCUAUGAACAACCCGCAAGUUGUGGACAUGAUGAUCAAUCAGAAUCCUCAUCUUCGGUCCAUCCCGGGCGUCCGGCAGAUUCUACAGUCUGACUAUUUCCGGGGCAUGAUGACAGAUCCUCAGGCUAUCAGGGCCAUGUUGCAAAUGCAGAAUGGUUCAAGGAUGGACCCCUUUGGGCGUGGAGGUCAAGAAGCUUUUCCAGCACCAGGAGUCACCAACACUACGGAAAAUGCAGGAGAUCAGAACAAUAGGCAGGGCGAGCAACAGCAACAACCACAACAACCGCCGAACCCCUUUGCUGCGUUCGGAGGAGGUGCCGGCGGCUUGGGUGCCAAUCCAUUUGCGAGUCUAUUCAAUAUGCCAGGACUCCCACCUGCGUAUCCAUCGACAAACUCAGCAGGCGCGACCAACCAAGCUGGAAAUACGCCAAAUCAGCAACAGCAGCAGAACCCAUUCGCCGCUUUGUUAAAUCCUGCGCUGUUUGGUCAGCAGCCUGGUGCUAACACUGGCACUGGCACUGGCACCACCUCACCACCUCCCCCGAAUCCACUUCUUCCUAACCCAGAAUCGUUUGAACAACUCUUACAAGCUUUCGAAAAUGCUCGCGGAAACGGAGGGACAACGCCAAACUUUUUUGACCUCUUUGGAGGAGGACUGGGAGGAGCUGGUGGUCCAGCGUCGCCACCAGACAACAGACCACCAGAGGAACGUUACGCAACACAAUUGCAACAGUUGAAUGAUAUGGGCUUCUACGACUUUGAUCGAAACAUCCAGGCGCUUCGGAGGACUGGUGGGAGUGUGAAUGGGGCGAUUGAGUAUCUUCUAAAUAACCCUUGA